AUGGCCGAGGAUGUGUGCUGCAACGGGUGCGGCGUGCGCCGCAAACAGGACGCAUGCGACCUGAUCCACGGUGGCUACUGGCCCAUGACCCCCAAACAGCCCACGACGUAUCUUUGCGUGCGCAUGAUGGAGGCUUGGGGUGCGUGGGAGACGACCGCUCCUCAGCUUGCAGCUGGCGCCUUUCCACGCGGCAUCAACGGGCUGUCGAAGCGGUUUGGCGGCGACGGCAGCUUGAAGGACGAGGUGGUCAAAUCCACAUGGUUUCGCGAGGCGCUCAGCCAGUGGCGCCGCGCACAGCAGGACAUCAGCUACCACAUUCAGGACAUCGACGAUGCCCAGUGCCGGGCAUGUGGCCAGCGGCCUCACUCGGUACACGUGAAUGGCAACAUGAAGCUGGGCACCAACGAGCUUAAGCGCCAGCCGGGAAACUGGCUGCCCAUCAUCAGCGGUGACCGGGAAUACGCCAACACGCCUGCGGUACUGCAGCACCUGCAGUGGCUGGACCUGGCCCUGGGGAAGGACGCGGCGGACCGCCGCUGCAGGGGCCUGUGGGCGGCAGCGGGUGACAGCAUGGCCAACCCUGGCGGCCAUUUUGUCACGGGGUGUGUUUACGGCGAGCGGUAUGGUUACAUCCACUACCUGCUGCUGCACAAGCUGUGGCCCAGCGGCGUGGACUUUGUGUUCUGGGACAUCGCCUGCAAGGGCAAGCCGUGCGCUGACCAGGCCAACCGCAUCCUACACGGCCCCCUGUGGACGUUGGGUGCUGGGGCGGGCACGGGCGAGGACGGCGAGCACUACUUUGCCAUGGAGUCCCGCCGUAAGCAGGUCGUCAACAGCGUGACAGCGGAGAGCAGCACAGACCUGCUGCAGCAGACGCUCUUUGUGCACAACCGAGGACACAACGAGCACAUGGCCGAGGACCUGAGGAAGAGACCCAUCAAGCAGCGCCUAGGCAACAUGGCGUCCGAUGCAGGUGAGGAUACGGUCAUCGCGCCCGUGGCCGACGCAGUCAAGGCAGCAGCGCAACGAAUCCAAGAGCGGGGGGACCACAAGGGGAUGAGCACAGUCGCCGAGUUCGCUAAGACGCACUACGAGCUGCAGACCGCGCAAGCUGCCCGCAACUUCCAGCUGGUGACGUGCGCUCCCUCGGACGGUAGCAACGCCCUGCAGCACAUGACCCCUGAGGCGGCUGCCGCCCUCUGUGGCCAGGAUGUGGCGGAAGUCAUGGCUGUCAUGCAGCGUGCGGCUGAUUCUGUCGAGGGCCUCCAGCGGCGGCAUACAGACCUUUCUGCCAAGCUGCACGCCAAUGGCUUGUGGCGAUUGGAACCCAGCGGGGCUGAGGGUCACCUGGGGGACGGCGUGCGGGAGCUGAUUGACCGCCACGUCAUCAUGCAGCAGCAGGAGAUCGAGGGGUGGUCCUGA
Molecule: messenger RNA, 1422 nt
Organism: Monoraphidium neglectum
Lineage: Eukaryota; Viridiplantae; Chlorophyta; Chlorophyceae; Sphaeropleales; Selenastraceae
Exons: 8
Coding region: 1-1422 (473 amino acids)
Source: RefSeq, a predicted model, not a curated record